AUGCGUCUCUUGUUUCCCGCGCUGCUCGUCGCAACAAUGUCGGCCCCCGUGGCGGAUUCCCUCACCGUGUCGCCGGGAUGUGUAGGUAGAUGCGGCGACGUUGACAUCCCCUACCCCUUCGGCAUCGGCAGCGGCUGCUUCCGCAAGGGCUUCGAGAUCUCCUGCGUCAACAACACCAUGCCGGUCAUGGCGGGCACCACCCAGCGGGUGCUGAACCUGACCCUGUCGCCGCGUCCCGAGGCCCGGGUGAUGCUGCCGAUUGCGUGGCAGUGCUUCAACUCCACCGGCGACGUCACCGGGGACUUCGACGGCAAGGUGAACAUGAACCCAGAAGGCGUGUACCGCAUCUCCAGCGAGCUCAACCAGCUCGUCCUCCUUGGCUGCAACACCUUCGCCCAGAUCAAGAGCGGCGUGAGUGGGCGCUUCAACUACCAGUACUACACGGGGUGUGUGGCCUUCGCCAACGACUCCAGUUUGCCGCAGGAUGGCGCGUGCAGGGGCGUCGGCUGCUGCCGCAUCGACAUCCCACCGGGGCUCACCGACAACGUGAUCGACUUCGAGUCUGGCGGCUCCUGGACGCACGAAAACCAGGAGUUCUGCCCGUGCGACUACGCUUUCAUCACCAACAGGGGCUACUACAACUUCCAGAAGGCCCACCUUCGUCACAUGGACGUGAAUACCAGCAUGCCGCUGUCGCUAGACUGGGCCAUCCGUGACAAUGGCAGCCUAUCGUGCGCCGCGGCGGCGACCAAGCCGGGGUAUGCCUGCAUCAGUCGCCACAGCGAGUGCGUCGUCUCCGCCAAUGGCCCUGGCUACACCUGCAACUGCACCACAGGCCGCGAGGGCAACCCCUACGUCGUUGACGGGUGCACCGACAUAGAUGAAUGUGCACCUCAAGCAGGGUAUCCUUGCCGGGGUACAUGCAAGAACACCGACGGUUCAUACGAAUGCACCUGCCGUCCUGGUUAUCAGAGCAAUGACCCAUUUUAUGAACGCUGCACCCCCAGGUUCCCGUUGGCAGCACAGAUUUCCAUAGGUGUAGUAGGUGGGAUUCUUCUCAUAGUCAUUAUGACAUUCACUAUCAUUAUUAUCAAAGAGAAGAAGAAGAUUCAUGACACAUACAAAAGGAAUGGUGGUCCUGUAUUAGAGAAAGCUCGGACUAUAAAGCUUUUCAAAAAGGUUGACCUGCAGCAAAUUUUUAAAAAUGGCAAACUAAUUGGAAAAGGUGGCUUUGGUGAAGUUUACAAGGGCCUUCUCGGUGACGAAUUGGUUGCGGUAAAGAAACCGAUUAGUGGUAAUGUGCUAGAGAGCAAACAAUUUCCAAAUGAAGUCAUCAUCCAGUCUCAAAUAAUCCACAAGAACAUCGUUAGGCUCAUAGGUUGUUGCUUAGAAGUGGAUAGCCCCAUGCUAGUGUAUGAGUUCAUACCCAGAGGAAGCAUGGAUGACAUUCUUCACGGGGAGGAAAAGAAGCCUCUCAGCUUGGAUGUACGUCUAAAUAUUGCUGUAGAAUCAGCACAGGGUCUGGCUUAUAUGCAUUCACAAACCAAUAAAGUAAUCUUGCACGGUGAUGUUAAGCCGGCAAACAUACUCUUGAACGAUGAGUUUGCCCCCAAGAUCUCCGACUUCGGCAUAUCAAGGUUGAUUGCAACAGACAAGGAACACACUGCAUUAGUCAUAGGUGAUAGGAGUUAUAUGGAUCCAGUGUACCUACAGACAGGCAUGUUAACCGCAAAAAGUGAUGUCUACAGUUUUGGAGUUGUGAUCCUAGAGCUUAUCAGCAGGAAGAAGGCCACUUACUCUGAAGAUAACAGCAUAGUGAAGAGUUUCCUUGAUGUUCACAAAGACAGGAAGAAAUCAACUGAGUUAUUUGACACAGAAAUUGCAGUAGAAGAAGAUUUGGACCUUCUUGUCAGUCUGGCAGAGCUUGCCGUGGAUUGUCUUAACCUUGAUGUGGAUCAAAGGCCGACAAUGACUGAUGUUGCGGAGCGUCUUGUCAUACUGAAACGUUCCCGUAAACCGUAAGGCAAUUAAUUCCGUUUGGAAACAUGUAAUCCUGUCGCACUUGUCACGUAGGUUUGCUUUCUGCAAAUAAACCUGACCAUGUAGCGUGAGCUUGUUCACGUCCUGGCCAGAUUAGUAGCUAGGUAGUUUUGCACGUUGCUACAUCUAGCUCGUGGGAUGGACGAGCAGCGGCUGUAACGGCAUAGUCUUGGUUUGCUUUCUGCAAAUAAAUCUGACCAUGUAGCGUGAGCUUGUUCACGUCUUGUCCAGAUUAGUAGCUAGGUAGUUUUGCACGUUGCUACAUCUAGCUCGUGGGAUGACACGAGUAGCGGCUAUAACGGCGUAGUCUUGAGGGUGGUCAAGGGACGUGGGA
Triticum dicoccoides is the source of this 2374-nucleotide messenger RNA. RefSeq names its product wall-associated receptor kinase 2-like. Gene Ontology annotation, molecular function: protein serine/threonine kinase activity; ATP binding; calcium ion binding. Gene Ontology annotation, biological process: protein phosphorylation; cell surface receptor signaling pathway. The coding region runs from base 1 to 2022 and encodes 673 amino acids. The transcript has 3 exons. The record is from RefSeq and is a predicted model, not a curated record. Lineage: Eukaryota; Viridiplantae; Streptophyta; Magnoliopsida; Poales; Poaceae. Gene Ontology annotation, cellular component: plasma membrane.